Aspergillus eucalypticola CBS 122712 is the source of this 1251-nucleotide messenger RNA. RefSeq lists its product as uncharacterized. The record is from RefSeq and is a predicted model, not a curated record. Lineage: Eukaryota; Fungi; Ascomycota; Eurotiomycetes; Eurotiales; Aspergillaceae. The transcript is spliced from 8 exons. The coding region runs from base 173 to 1198 and encodes 341 amino acids.
CACCAAGUGGCCGAGAAAUUUCCUAGCGACAAGGACCUUUUUCCCCUGGUCCGAUAGUUAUUAAUCCUGGGUUAGCAAGAAUGCCCCCCAGAUAAGAUCCAAAAUAUGCCUCUUCGUCCUUGCACGUCUCUGCUGUUGCCGUGAGCGUCCGAAGUAUCGCACGUCCAUCGCCAUGGCUCGUCCGGACGUUGGCCAAGUGGUGGCAUGGUAUAUCUGCACGGUCGCUGCAUGUACCUUCCUCGUGUUUCGGCUGAUCAUCCGGUGGCGACUCCUCAAAAAGCUCUAUCUCGAUGACUUCUUCGUUAUUGCCGCCGCGUUGUGUCUGAUCGGUGACUUGGGCAUUCAGCACUACAUGUUCACCCAGGGCAUGUCAGAGAUGGCCAAGACAACCACGGCCGAAAAGAUCAACAUGCAGAAGUUGAUCAUUCCCGGGUCCACCUUGUAUGUCACCUCGCUCUGGCUUAUCAAGGCCAGUAUGGUGCUGUUCUACAAGCGCCUGGCCGAUCGCACCAAGUAUCAGACCAUCUAUAACAUCACCCUGGGUGUCCUGGCCGCUGCCUGGCUGGUGCUGUUCUUCGACAUCGUCUUCAAGUGCUAUCCGCCAGAUCGCCAAUGGAAGAGCAUUGAGAAUCCGGAUUUGACGUGUUCGGCGAAGCAGUCGACGAUUAACUACUGGUUGACGAUCCUAUUCAACAUCUUCAGUGAUGUCUUCAUCAUCUGUCUUCCUAUCUCUCAGGUAGCCCGUCUCAAGAUGCCGAGAAAGCAAAAGCUCGGUGUAAUUUCCGUCUUUCUGCUGGGUGUCAUCGUCGUCAUCACUAGCAUUAUCCGUGCUAUCUACUCGCACUUGGGCGAGCAGAUGAUCACUUGCACGGUCUCCAUGAUCGAAACUGCCAUUGCAAUCAUCGCAUCGUGCCUCCCUGUCCUACGCGCGCUGAUCUUCGGUUCCCACUCACGCACCGGCACGUACAGCGGCCGUCGAGGAUACGAGCUGUCCAACUCCGGAGCUGCGGGAUUGGCCAGCAAGCAGCAUACCACCGUGUCCGUAUCGCGCGGGGGGCCAGACGAGCUGUCGCGGCAUGACUCGGAAGAUGAGCUGGUUAAGGAGAAUAUGUCGGCCGAAGAUCCCACUGCGGGCAUCUCGGUGACACGGGAGUAUUUCGUACAUGAGGGCGCAAUGGAACGGCAGAGCAUGCGGUAGAUAACAAACCGGAAGCGUCAGCAUCCGCUUAUACUAUAGGGCUUGGAUUAAUC